Chlorocebus sabaeus (green monkey) is the source of this 6785-nucleotide messenger RNA. NCBI's taxonomy places the organism in Eukaryota, Metazoa, Chordata, Mammalia, Primates, Cercopithecidae. The record is from RefSeq and is a predicted model, not a curated record.
GCUGCGCGAGGCAGGCAGGCGGGCGGAGGAUGGGGCAGUGCCCGGGCUCCCGCUGCAGCCGCCCGGGGACACGCCGUGCACCCUCCGGCUCGGGGCUUUCUCGGUGGCGGCGGCAGCGUUAGCGGCGGCGGCGAGAGCAGCGUUCCCGGCUGCGCUUCUCCCUCAGGCGGGGCGGCGAGAGAAGCGGCGGCGGCGGCGGCACACCGGUGUCUCUCCCGCUGGAGAUUUCUUUCUGCUUUCCUCAUCGACUGACUGACUCACCCCCUCCCUUUUUUGAGGAAGGGUGACCUCUUCUCUGGGACUGGAAAAAAUAUUUUUGUGAGGAGGGGGGCGGGUGGCAGCGACAGGGUUUGCUUCUUCUCUUCUUUCAUCUCCCUCUCCUCCUCCCUCGAAGACCGAAAAGCAAACCCCACAACUGCUCCAGCAGCAUCCUCCUUCCCUUCCUCCGCCUCCCUUCUCCUCCGCCGCUCGCAGUUUCGCCCUCUCCUCCGCUAAUGAUUGCAUUAUUAUGCUCCCCUCUCUGGGGGGUCUCGCCCCUUUUGGGUCGCUCCGGAGCCCCGGCCUCCCCUGGCUGCAUUUCUUAAAAAUUUGGGAGACUGGGAGUGAGUUUUCUCCGAGGCGUGUGUGAGAGGCGGCGGGGGUGUUUUCCUGCGCGAGGGGCGGGUGAAGUUCAUUGCCCCCACUUUUCCCGCGACCUUUUUCGGACCCGAUUUUGGAUCGGGUUAAGGGGGGCGCGGGCGUUUUCGGGGGGCGGGGGGCGCGGCGGAGAAUGGCCGCGGGGAGGGCUCCCCGGAGCCUCCCAGUCUCUUGAUCAAAGCAUUCCGCUAUUCUGAUUUAUUGCCUGCUUGGUGAGUUAUUUUUUUUCCUCUAAAGGAGACCUGUGUGUUCAGCCAUUACUUUGCUCGGCGCUGCUCCCAGGCAUCUCCGACCCUCGGUGCUGUGGGGAGCCCCACACUUGGGCUCCUCGCCUCUCGCCCUCGCUCCCCGUCCCUCCUCCCCUCUCUCCGCCCCUUCCCCCUUUUCUUUCUCCUCUCUUUCUUCCCCUCUCUCCCUUCUUUCGGCCGCCGUCUCCCCCGCGCCCUCCUCGGGGCGGAGGGAAGCCGUGAAGGGGGAGGGAGGGCUCGGUGUCAAUUUUUUUUGUGUGGCCGCGGCCGUAGCCUGUGGCGGGCGAGCGGGGAGACCCCGGCGCAGCAGAGCCAUGGAUGGCCCGACGCGGGGCCAUGGACUCCGCAAAAAGCGGCGGUCGCGGUCGCAGCGAGACCGGGAGAGGCGCUCCCGGGGCGGGCUAGGGGCCGGCGCGGCCGGCGGCGGCGGGGCUGGCCGGACCCGGGCGCUCUCACUCGCCUCGUCGUCGGGCUCCGACAAGGAAGACAAUGGGAAGCCCCCGUCCUCCGCCCCGUCCCGGCCCAGACCCCCGCGGAGGAAGCGGAGAGAGUCCACCUCGGCCGAAGAGGACAUCAUUGAUGGAUUUGCCAUGACCAGCUUUGUCACUUUUGAAGCGCUGGAGAAAGAUGUAGCACUUAAGCCUCAGGAACGUGUGGAGAAACGCCAGACGCCCCUGACCAAGAAGAAACGAGAAGCACUUACCAAUGGCUUGUCCUUUCAUUCAAAGAAGAGCAGACUCAGCCACCCACACCACUACAGCUCAGAUCGAGAAAAUGACCGCAAUCUCUGCCAGCACCUUGGGAAGAGAAAGAAAAUGCCGAAGGCACUCAGACAGUGUGACAGUGACAGUGACCAGGAAGAGAAGGCAUCGGAUGCCAGCUCUGAAAAACUCUUCAACACUGUUAUUGUAAACAAAGAUCCGGAGUUAGGUGUUGGCACGCUACCAGAACAUGACAGCCAGGAUGCAGGGCCGAUUGUCCCCAAGAUAUCGGGUCUAGAGAGAAGCCAGGAGAAGAGCCAGGACUGUUGCAAAGAGCCGAUCUUUGAGCCUGUGGUGCUUAAAGACCCCUGCCCUCAGGUCGCACAGCCGAUACCCCAGCCCCAGACGGAGCCCCAACUCCGAGCUCCUUCUCCAGACCCUGACUUGGUGCAGCGCACAGAGGCCCCACCUCAGCCCCCACCUCCGAUUACACAGCCACCACAGGGCCCUCCUGAGGCCCAGCUCCAGCCCACCCCGCAGCCUCAGGUGCAGAGGCCACCCAGGCCACAGUCCCCCACCCAGCUGCUCCAUCAGAACCUCCCACCUGUGCAGGCCCACCCCUCCGCUCAGAGCCUCUCCCAGCCAUUGUCAGCCUACAACAGCAGUAGCUUAAGCCUCAACAGUUUAAGCAGUAGCAGAAGCAGCACUCCAGCAAAGACUCAGCCCGCCCCUCCUCACAUCUCCCACCACCCCUCUGCCUCCCCAUUCCCCCUCUCCCUGCCCAACCACAGCCCCCUGCACAGCUUCACACCCACCCUCCAGCCCCCCGCACACUCACAUCACCCCAAUAUGUUUGCCCCUCCCACUGCUCUGCCUCCUCCACCACCACUGACAUCAGGAAGUCUGCAGGUGGCCGGACACCCUGCCGGGAGCACUUACUCAGAGCAAGACAUCUUGCGACAGGAACUGAACACUCGUUUUUUGGCCUCUCAGAGUGCUGACCGCGGGGCUUCGCUGGGCCCUCCGCCCUACCUGCGGACCGAGUUCCAUCAGCACCAGCACCAGCACCAGCACACCCACCAGCACACGCACCAGCACACCUUCACGCCGUUCCCCCACGCCAUCCCGCCCACCGCCAUCAUGCCGACGCCAGCACCUCCCAUGGUGCGUACCCCAGGCAGAAAUUUUGACAAAUACCCUACAAAAGUUGACCCAUUCUACCGGCACAGUCUCUUCCAUUCCUAUCCUCCUGCAGUGUCGGGCAUCCCCCCUAUGAUCCCGCCCACUGGCCCUUUUGGUUCACUACAAGGAGCAUUUCAGCCGAAGACAUCCAACCCUAUCGAUGUCGCUGCUCGGCCUGGGACAGUCCCACACACUUUACUACAAAAGGACCCGAGGUUGACAGAUCCUUUCAGACCUAUGUUAAGGAAACCAGGGAAGUGGUGUGCUAUGCAUGUUCACAUCGCCUGGCAGAUUUACCACCACCAACAGAAAGUCAAGAAACAGAUGCAGUCAGACCCACAUAAGCUGGACUUCGGGCUGAAACCUGAGUUCCUGAGCCGCCCUCCAGGCCCCAGUCUCUUUGGAGCCAUCCACCACCCCCAUGACCUGGCACGGCCUUCAACUUUGUUCUCUGCCGCUGGUGCUGCACACCCAACUGGGACCCCUUUUGGGCCACCUCCUCAUCACAGCAACUUCCUCAACCCUGCUGCCCACCUAGAGCCUUUUAAUCGGCCGUCUACAUUCACAGGCCUAGCAGCCGUUGGUGGCAAUGCCUUCGGGGGACUUGGAAAUCCUUCCGUCACACCCAACUCAAUGUUCGGCCACAAGGAUGGCCCCAGUGUGCAGAACUUUAGCAACCCUCACGAACCCUGGAACCGGCUGCACCGAACGCCUCCGUCGUUCCCGACCCCUCCGCCCUGGCUGAAGCCAGGGGAGCUGGAGCGCAGCGCGUCCGCUGCAGCUCAUGACAGAGAUAGAGAUGUAGAUAAACGAGACUCAUCUGUUAGUAAAGAUGACAAAGAAAGGGAAAGCGUCGAGAAGAGACACUCCAGCCACCCUUCACCAGCACCUAUCCUCCCGGUGAAUGCCCUGGGACAUACCCGCAGCUCCACUGACCAGAUCCGGGCUCAUCUGAACACUGAGGCUCGGGAGAAGGACAAACCCAAAGAGAGGGAGAGAGACCACUCGGAAUCCCGCAAGGACCUGGCCGCCGACGAGCACAAGGCGAAAGAGGGCCACCUGCCCGAGAAGGACGGGCACGGCCACGAGGGGCGCGCCGCGGGCGAAGAGGCCAAGCAGCUGGCCCGGGUGCCGUCUCCCUACGUGCGGACCCCGGUGGUGGAGAGUGCCAGGCCCAACAGCACCUCGAGCCGGGAGGCCGAGCCGCGCAAGGGUGAGCCGGCCUACGAGAACCCCAAGAAGAGCUCCGAGGUCAAGGUGAAGGAGGAGCGGAAGGAAGACCACGACCUGCCUCCAGAGGCCCCGCAGACCCACCGGGCCUCAGAGCCGCCGCCUCCCAACUCCUCGUCCAGCGUGCACCCGGGGCCCCUGGCCUCGAUGCCCAUGACGGUGGGGGUGACGGGCAUUCACCCUAUGAACAGCAUCAGCAGCCUGGACAGGACUCGCAUGAUGACCCCCUUCAUGGGCAUCAGCCCCCUCCCGGGCGGAGAGCGCUUCCCGUACCCUUCUUUCCACUGGGACCCCAUCCGAGACCCCUUGAGGGAUCCUUACCGAGAACUUGACAUUCACCGGAGAGACCCGCUGGGCAGGGACUUUCUGCUAAGGAACGACCCGCUCCACCGGCUCUCGACUCCCCGGCUGUACGAAGCCGACCGCUCCUUCAGGGACCGGGAGCCUCACGACUACAGCCACCACCACCACCACCACCACCACCCACUGUCUGUGGACCCUCGGCGGGAGCACGAGCGGGGAGGUCACCUGGACGAGCGGGAGCGCUUGCACAUGCUCAGAGAAGACUACGAGCACACGCGGCUCCACUCCGUGCACCCCGCCUCCCUCGACGGACACCUCCCCCACCCCAGCCUCAUCACCCCGGGACUCCCCAGCAUGCACUAUCCCCGCAUCAGCCCCACCGCGGGCCACCAGAACGGACUCCUCAACAAGACCCCUCCGACAGCAGCGCUGAGCGCACCUCCCCCGCUCAUCUCCACGCUGGGGGGCCGCCCGGUCUCUCCCAGAAGGACGACUCCUCUGUCCGCAGAGAUAAGGGAGAGGCCCCCUUCCCACACGCUGAAGGAUAUCGAGGCCCGAUAAGCCGAGAACAGGAGCACGAAUGAGGAAGAAGCAGCCCUAGGCAGACACCAGGCCAGACUUGAGAGACAGAACUCCUGCACGGCUCACAUAGACUGCGGGGGCGGGGAAGCCCCACCUCUUCCCCUUGUAAAAAAUGUAUAGACUCUGCACAUUUUGAAAUGUUUUGUAUAUUAUAUGUUGAGAUUUUUCAGAUCUUUUAGCCCAGUCAUAUGUUCUCACGUCUCCUACUUUUUCUUUCUCGUAUAAAACUUUUUGAUUUGAACCAAAACAGUGAAGAUGACAACACACACCAAUUGGAUGGUAAUUUUGGGGGGGCGGGGGGGAGAAGUCCACGCCAUCCAUCAUGCAGAAUUCUUUCAGAUGAGGUGGGAAGACAGACAGUGUACAUAGUUAUGUAAAAAGAGAUUGCUUCAUGAGCUAAUGGUUCAUAUAUGCAAAAGGGUAAGAUGAAAGCUUUACUUUGUACAAAUGUAAAUAGAUAAAGAUUAAGUAACAUAAUACAUUAAUACUUCUUACAAUGUGCUACUUGCAAACUUACUUAAUAUCAGUGAACACAGUCGGCUAAGGCUGUGUUCCCAUAUAUUGUUAUAGACAGCUAAACCCUUCAACUAUGCAAUGAAUGUUCGGGCUUUUCACAAAAGCCCGCCUAACUCAAAGGAGCCUUUUCAAAUCCAUUUACAACAUACUUAAGGUCAUAUUUUCCCUGAACAAGCGCUUACGUGAUAUGACUCUGUUUUCCUUGCUUGUUUUUUUUCAAACGGAGAAACAUCCUAUUUUGCAAAUUGGACCCCAGGCUGGAACUUAGCAUCUGAAGUUGCCGCUUGUGGGCUCUGGGGAAAAGUGCAGCCCCAGAGAGGUAACUGAGGACAUGAGCAACCGGUGCCAGGGAGGGUGGGAUUCGCCAGAUGCCAAAAUCAGGGGACGGGUGGUGGUGUCUGUCAGACACACACAGGUCGCCAGUGACUUCACACACACCUCAUGUGAGAACCAUGCCUUUUUUAGUGUGUCCUAUUUCAUACCUGUACACACUUCCUCGUUUUGUAAUGAGAUUUACUUACACCCAAACAGAUCCUGAAAGAAAGCUUCAAGUUUUCUCAGAUGAUGGAUAUGUUUUCACUGUAUUCAAUAACUGACCGAUGUAAGGUGCACGUUUCCUGAUGUGACGCACUGUAUUCCAGCUGGUGAUCAAGUCUGGGAAUAGCCGUAACAGGUCAACCUUGUGGAGCCAUCGCGAGUUAGAGGGUGAAAGAUGGCAGAAAAAAAGUCUUGUGUGUGAGUGUGUUUUUUGAGUUUGCAUCAAUCUUAAUGUCUCUUCAUAAUACUUUUAUAAUACAUUAAGCCUCUUGUCUACAUACUUGGAGAGAAUAUGACUUUACUAGCAGAGAAAUACAAUAUAUCUUGUCUACUGGACUGUAAAAUAUAUGUAUGAAAUAAAAUUAGUUCCAUUUGGUCUUCUAGUAUAUUAAAGUGCUAUCUGACGUUGUUAUCCUGUUUUUGCAAAAAAAAAAAAAAAAGUUAACUACAGACCAUUGUUUCUAAUAAGCAGAGAGAUCUAUUUUAGUAGUAAACUGAAGGUUUAGUUGUGAGCUUCAGAUUUUGUGAACUCCAGAUGUUGUGCGGUGUUUUUUUUUUUUUGUUAUUUUGUUUUUUUGUUUUUUUUUUUUUUUAAAGACAACAACUAAAAAAAAAAAAAAAAUCCAAGGAAUAUGUACACUGGAACUGUAGUGGUAGCUUUCAGUAUUGUAAAGAGAUUGUUCUAUACGGACCUUUUUGCUGUUUAUCCUGUAUGUAAUAAAGUCCUUUCUAGAUCCUAUGUGAAAAGAAAAGUGAAGCAACUGAAUCUUCAGCAUGUUCUCAUCGGCGGAGCCUUCUUGUGUAAUGUAAACUGUGCCAUGUUAUUAAAAAAUGUGAACUAAGCUUCCAA